CAAAGCGAAAUAGAGGAGAUAAUGCAAGUGAGGAAAGGUCCAUGGACACGAGAAGAGGACCAGAAGCUCAUCGAUGGCAUUGCCAUCCAUGGUCCCCGACGCUGGAGCUACCUUGCUAUCUGUGCAGGUCUGAAGCGAACUGGGAAAAGCUGCAGAUUAAGAUGGCUGAACUACCUGCAUCCGGACGUCAAACACGGCAACCUCACUCUCCAAGAGCAGCUACUCGUUCUCGAUCUCCACUCUCGUUGGGGAAAUAGGUGGUCGAUGAUAGCUCAGCAGCUUCCAGGAAGGACGGACAACGAGAUCAAGAACUACUGGAGAACGAGAGUUCAGAAGAUAGCCAAGCGACUAAAUUGCGAUGUAAACAGCACUGAAUUCAGAGGCACAAUUCACCAUUUUUGUCAACCCAGAUUGGUGGAGCAACUCCGAGGAGCCGCCGCGCCCGCCUCUCCCCAAUAUUCCAAUUUCGUCACUCAGCCCCCGCCUGCUACCACCACCCCCUCCGCCGGCAAUGGUGGCAUCAUCAAAGCUGGCCUCCCUCCGGUUGACUCAAACUCCAACCCCGUCGGAAUUAUCAAUUCAUCGGAUGCUUCACCGGAGGCCCGCAGCAUCGCUCUGCCGGCAUCAUCAAACCUGACUACUUCGCACGAUCAUCAAGUUCCGGGCAGUAAUUGGUGGCAAGAUUGUUUGUCACAAGAUGGGUCGUUUAUAGAUCUGAUGAGUACGGAAUAUUACUCUGCCGGAGGAUGCUAUGAAUACAUGAGUUAUGCUAACGAAAUGGCGGCGCCGGAGCAAAGCAAGGAAUGGAGGUUAGAUGGUGGAGACGAGGACGACUCAGACUUCACCUUGAUCAGCAAUGAGGGUAUCUGGCCCGUGCAUGAUGCAGAUUUAUCACCAUAUUUAAUAUAAUUACUUGACGAGAUCCAGUUAACGGGCUCCUUCAAUUUGCUUUGCCUGAUGAUCCAUUAUCCAUGUAUAUAUAUAUAUAUAUGUGUGUGUGCGCGCGCGCGCAUUUUAAGACGUACGUACGUGCGUACGGCGAAGGGGUUCGCCAGGCCUCUAUUUAUGUCUAUGCCUUUCUG
Diospyros lotus (date-plum) is the source of this 1082-nucleotide messenger RNA. Its product is annotated as myb-related protein 305-like. Lineage: Eukaryota; Viridiplantae; Streptophyta; Magnoliopsida; Ericales; Ebenaceae. Gene Ontology annotation, cellular component: nucleus. The record is from RefSeq and is a predicted model, not a curated record. The coding region runs from base 22 to 909 and encodes 295 amino acids. Gene Ontology annotation, biological process: regulation of DNA-templated transcription. The transcript has 3 exons. Gene Ontology annotation, molecular function: DNA-binding transcription factor activity; sequence-specific DNA binding.